AUGUGUGUGACUUCGGUGUAUUAUUCUGUUCUUGUUAAUUCGGAUAGGGUUGGACUAAUUAUUCCAGGAAGAGGUCUGAGGGAAAAUCUGGUGGAGGUGACAAACCUCAUGAAUAUUCUUACUACUUAUACUGAGGCGACAGGUCAGGAGAUCAACCUGUCUAAGUCUGAAGUGUUUUUUAGCCGUAAUUUGAGUGGUCCGACCCAGGAGGAUCUAGCCAGAUUGAUGGGGGUGAAACAUGUUUUGGGCACAGGAAUGUACUUGGGGUUACCUUCGAUGAUCGAUAGAAGUAAGAAGGCAUUGUUUUCAUUUAUCAAAGAUAGAAUUUGGAAACGAAUCAAUACUUGGAGUGGUAGAUCUUUGUCAAGAGCAAGGAAAGAGGUUAUGAUUAAAUCAGUUCUCCAGUCGAUACCGGCCUAUAUUAUGAGUGUGUAUUUGAUUUCGGAUGGGGUGGUGAAUGAUAUCGAGAGAAUGCUUAAUUCGUUUUGGUGA
Messenger RNA from Vicia villosa (hairy vetch), 492 nucleotides. RefSeq lists its product as uncharacterized. The record is from RefSeq and is a predicted model, not a curated record. The transcript has 2 exons. Bases 1 to 492 code for a protein of 163 amino acids. Lineage: Eukaryota; Viridiplantae; Streptophyta; Magnoliopsida; Fabales; Fabaceae.